Molecule: messenger RNA, 2594 nt
Organism: Syngnathus typhle (broad-nosed pipefish)
Lineage: Eukaryota; Metazoa; Chordata; Actinopteri; Syngnathiformes; Syngnathidae
Gene: rnft1
Product: ring finger protein, transmembrane 1
Exons: 9
Coding region: 147-1391 (414 amino acids)
Biological process (GO): positive regulation of ERAD pathway
Cellular component (GO): endoplasmic reticulum
Molecular function (GO): ubiquitin protein ligase activity
Source: RefSeq, a predicted model, not a curated record
AAAAGAAACUACGGAAGAAAAAUGCAGUGACGUCAUAUCCGGCUUUAUGGCUGAGCUGGAAAGUCAACAUCUUAAGUAUUUUCCCUUUUGCUGAUGUUUCGCUUGACGUUUCGGCGUUCUCGUUAAAUGGCGACUAAAGUGUUACAAUGAAACUUCGAUUGCAGAAUGACAGAAGAGCUGUGAAAGUGAGGGAGUCAUCAACUGUCAUGCAGCCUAUUUCCAGCCAGGAGGGCACUCACGUGAGAAAUGGUUUGUCCCUUACUCUGCAAGCAGAGCUUCCCAGCAGGACCACGCUUCCUGGUGCUGCGGGCUCCGACACCGGUGAGGUGCACGUAGCCAUGAGCGGCGGCACACCGAGCGAUUCCGCCUCGGCUAGGAGGUCCAGAGUCAACCCUCACGGCCACUCCCAUUCCCAUGGGCCUACUCGCGGGCAGCGACGCCCCGCUUCCGAUGCCGACCAGACAGACCCCGGAGACCCGGACUCUGGAGAGCCCAGUAGCUCUCUUUCGGAGCUCCGCUGCUUGUUUCGCUGGCUUCAAAAGAGUCUUCCUUUUCUCGUCAUUUUGAGCGCCAAAUUGGUCAUCCAGCAUGCGUUAGGGCUCGCUGUUGGUGUUGGCCUCUUCAUGACUUUUUUCUACGUGAAUAAAAGCAUCCAAGCCCAAGUGUUUCUUCAGGGCCGCCAUGCAAAGCUACAUUGUGGAUGGCUGCUCCUGCUCCUGAUCUCCUCCACCCUCCUGCUUUACUACACCUUCCUCUCUCAGGCGCUUUACAACUGCCUCGUGUUCCUCAGUCCGACUAUUGAACCUCUGGGAUUCUGGGAGGUCCUGUGGGCAGUUGGCAUCACCAACUUUGUCAUCAAAUUCCUCUUUAUGGGGAUCAAGUGCCUUGUCUUGCUGCCGCCUCCUUCGCUGCUCAACUACAGAGCACAGGGACGCUGGCUGCUGCUAAGCGAGGAGCUGGCUCAGGUCCACCAGGCCGUGGCGCCCGUGCCGCUCUGGUUCCGCUACCUGGUCACCUACCAAGAAGCCGACGGCGCCCCGGCGCUCACUGUCGGCAUUUUGCUGGCUCUGCUCUACCUCAUUCUGAAGCUUUUGGGAUUGUACGAACAGUGGACGUCUUUACUGAAAAGCGUGAGGGUCUUUCUUAAGAGCGAGCAUACAGGGACCGCGGCCACGAGGAGUCAGUGCAUGGAGGCUGGAGACGUGUGUCCCAUUUGUCAGGGAGAGUACAGGGACCCUCAGGCUCUCAUCUGCCAGCACAUAUUCUGUGACGAGUGCAUCGCUCUAUGGUUCAACCGGGAGAAAAGCUGCCCCCUCUGCCGAACAGUGAUCACGGAAAAGGUGUACAAGUGGAGGGAUGGAGCCACAUCCCCUCACCUGCAGAUUUACUGAUCACACACGUUUGGGAGCGUGAAUGAAUGUGACUACGUUUGAUUGUCAAAUGUGUGCAACACUGGUCAGGUAAUUUUAUGAAGCCACCCAUUGUCAUUAAAUUCAAAGUUAUUCUGUAGUUUGUUCAUAUCCUGAAGUAUACCCCCCCCCCCAUUUCACUUGUUUUUGCAUUGUACUGUAUUUUUUGUCAUAUGCCUGCAUGUUGCCCUUCUCCCAAAUUAUUCUUCUAUUGUAAAUACAAGAAAAUAUUUUUCAACAAUUUGCAGGAAGUCAGGUUUCUAGAGAUUAUGUAAAAAAAAAAAUAAUGAUAAUUUUUUAUCCAGCAUUCAUGUCAGUUGGGAGGUAACAAAAAGUGUAUGAACCUCUGACCGACUGCUGUAGACUCUUUCGUCUUUAAGGUUUAAAGUUCAUUUGAGACUGCAGGCAAAUUGCACACUGCAAUGCCGUUGGACGAGGUUCUACUAGACCCAACAGCAGCCUGUAUCAGGCACAAUGGACACAUGAAUUCUAAAAUUUAUAUUUUUCUAGCUCAUACCCUAAAAUGGGUACAGCUAAGUUCAUAAAAUUUUACACGUUUUUUUGAAUAUUUUUACCGAGAUGAAGUAGCUUCCGAGUAAAAACACCAAAGAACCUAUUAGACCCUUCUACUGUGACGUCACGUUUGCACGAUGUGUGCUAAGGCGAAUCCUUCAUUGAUGUAUUACAAGACAAGUUCAUCUGGAAACAAACAAUUUAAUGAAUCAAGUUUUAUAACAUUAAAGUAAUGGUCAAAGUAGAUUGUAAACCAAAAGCAACGUACCUUUGCUUUUCCCGUUCGAAUAAGACUCCAGGCUCUUGUCCUUCCAAAUGUUGGCAUUCUUCUUUACAAUAAAAUAAUUUGUCAUGUUGUUUUUGCUCACUUUAUGUAAAACUGGCUUCAUUUGACUGGUCUCAAAGUUUUAUCCAACAAGUUGUAGUAGUAGGUGUUUCCCCGAGGGCUCUCCCUCAAACCAAUUUAAGUUUUUUCUAAGAAUUGGCUUCCAAUUUGGACUUGUAAUGGACAAGUGUGCCUAGUUUGUAAUUAUUGCAUGCAUGUCCUUUGCAUUGUGGGUAAAAUGACGUCUGGGAGAAGGACCUAAUAUAUUUUACUUAAUGAAAUAAAACCUCUUCUCUUGUCCAUUUCACUCCAAGAACUAUCCUAAUAAAAUGCAUUUGAAAAAGUUA